AUGUUAACAUUGGAGAACUUCAAAUAAACAUCAUUCAAGUAACCAAUAAUAAACAGGUAAUUUGCCUAAAUACUCAAAGCCCACGGUCUAUUGAGGCUUGUCGUUUGUGUGGAAUAUUGCCAGAAGAGCUAAUUUAAAUUGGUAUUAAAGAACUCAAAAAAAGAAAUCCAGAGUUGAGAUUAAAUAAAUAAGGAUGGGAGAUUAUGUGGCAACAUCAUGAAAUAAGAAGAUAAGAGAAACUAGAAGCAUGUCUUGAAGCUAGAUAGUAAUUAAUUGAUGCAGGAUUUAAUUUCAAUAAUCAAGAAGAGGAAGAAUAGGUUAUGGAAAAUUCAGAUCAAUUAUAAGCAAGUCAAAAUUAAUAGGAAUUAGAGAAAAUAUAAUGGAGACAAUAAAAAGAGAUUUAAUAAAUGCUUGAACAUGAAAGAAAAUAAUAAGAGAUUAGAGAAAGAAAUGAAUCAAAAUAACGUUAAUUGUAAGAGAGAUAAUAGAGAAGAGAGGAUUAUUUAAGAUAAAGUAGAGUUAAAUAAGAAUAUGAUCGUGUAUAAAGAGAGAGAGAUAGAUAGAUAAAAUAAUAACGGGAAGAAUAAAAAUUAAAAAAAUUAGCAAAAUAAUAAUAUAAAAAAGAAUUAUAUAGAGUAUAAUUAGAAUAAUAAAGAUAAAAAGAAUUAUAAUAAGAGUAUAGAAGAAGAGAGGAGGAAAGAAAAUAGAGAUAAUAAUUAUUUAAAGAAUAAAUGUAAGAAAUACAAUUAAGACAUGAAAUGGAAUUAUAAGUUAAGAGAUAAAUAAUGGAAAUGAAAGAUAGAGAGAGAUUGGAGAAGUAGGAAUAAUCUAGAUAAGAGAAGAUUAAGAUUUCUUAAUAAGCUUAACUUGAAUUGAAAUAUAAAUUGUAGACUGCUAAAUAGCUAUAAAUGGAGAAAUUAGAAAGAAUGAGAGAAUAAUUUGAAGAAAAAUAAAGAAAAAUUGAGGAAAGAAGAUAAGAAUUUGAGAGAUAAAAAGAAUAGAAAAUAAUUGAAAAUUAUAUUAAUGCAUAAUAACAUUAAGAGAAAAUGAAAUAAGUUAUUGAGAAAGUUUCAAAUUAAGAAGAAUAAAAAUAUUAUGAUUAUUAAUAAAGAUAAGAAUUUGUUAAUUAAAGAAAAAGGUAAUUAGAAUUAGAAAAAUUAUAAGAAUUAUUGAUAAAAAAAUAAUAAUAAGAAGAGAAAGAAUAGUAAAGAAUUGAUGCUAUAUAGAAUGCUGAAAAAAAUUAAUAAAUUAAAGCUAUGGAAUUAAAUAAUAAAUUAAUACAAAAAGAAUAAAUGAUUUUAGAAAAGUAAAUGGAAAAAUAAUAAAUUUAAGAAUAAAUUAAAUUAUAAGAAAUUCUAAAAAUGAAAGAUAAAAAAGAAGCUUUAGAUAGAUUAUAGAGAAAAUAAGAAUAUGAAAAAGAAAUUUUAAGAUAAAAAAUAGAGGAAAAGAUGAGAAGAACUGAAAAUUUACAAUUAUAAAAAAGUAGAAUUUUAGAUUAAAGAUUGUAGAUGAAAUAAAUAGCUAAUUUGUAAAAGGAAGAAUUAAAACAUUAAUUUGAAUUAAUAAAAUAAGGAAAAAUUGAUAUACUUUAAUAAUCAAUACAAAAUGAAUCCCAAUAAUAAGGAUAAAAUUAAAUUGAAGAUCAUCCAAUAUCAACAUAAAAAAAAGGAAGACGUAUUAUCUAUCAAGAUUAAUUUAGCUUAAACUGCACUUCCAAAAUAGAAAGCAGAAGUUUAGAGACCAAAAUCUGCACUUACAAAGAAAGUUCAAAAUGAAGAGAAAAAGUAGUUGAAAAUUAAUUAUGAUCCUUAAAAAUAAUAUGAAUUAGAAUUUUUGGAAUAAUAAUAAUAAGAAGAGAUGAUUAAUGUAUAAAAACAUAAAAUAUGUUUAGCUUUUGGAGAAUGAAUAAAGAUUAGAAUAAGAAAGAGAAAAACAAUUAUAUUAAAUUGAAAAUAAACAAGAAUAACUUAGAUUAGAGAAAAUAUUUUAGAUUGAAAGAAAAUAAGCAAAAUAAUAAAUACUUGAUUUGUAAGAAGAACAUAAAAAAUAGAUUGAAGAAUUUAUGUUUAAUUGA
Paramecium pentaurelia is the source of this 2074-nucleotide messenger RNA. The record is from the annotation of a GenBank genome assembly. Lineage: Eukaryota; Ciliophora; Oligohymenophorea; Peniculida; Parameciidae.